Molecule: messenger RNA, 297 nt
Organism: Eimeria necatrix
Lineage: Eukaryota; Apicomplexa; Conoidasida; Eucoccidiorida; Eimeriidae
Exons: 1
Coding region: 1-297 (98 amino acids)
Source: RefSeq, a predicted model, not a curated record
AUGGCAGCAGCAGUGGCAGCUAAGCGGCAGCAGCAACAGCAUCAGCAGCAACUAGUGCUGCAGCAGCAGCACUACCACCGCCACAGCAGCAGCAGCAGCAGCAAGAUAGCAGCAGCAGCAGCAAAACAGCAGCAGCAGCAAAACAGCAGCAGCAGCAAAACAGCAGCAGCAGCAGCACGCCUCCCCCAGAGGCGCAGCAGCUGCCGUUUUUCACAGGAGAAUCAAAAGAAGCAGAAAAGCAAAAAGAAGAAAGUCUGCAAUAAUGAGAAAAGAAAAAAGAAAGAGAAAAAGAAAUAA